AUGCCGGAUCUCAAAUUCACCCUCCGCCAGAUCUGCGAUCUCUUCCAGAACGCUUCCAAGAACACCGCCCUUCCCACGCUCCCAUUCGCUCCCCUCCCCACCCCGUUCCCCCUCCUCUGGCUCCUUCAUAAUUGCAAUAUUUCCUUAUCCGCUCGCCCAUCCCGCUCCCACCAGCCCAUCAUCACCCGCUCCCCUCGGACUCUCCGCGAAUAUCCCACCGCCUUCUCCCUCUUCUCCACGCUUUUUCCAAUCGUUUCACCUCGCCAUCAUAUCCUUCCUCUUCCCGCCGCCCCGCCAUCGACACUUUCCCGAGUUGUCUCCGCGUUCCUGCCACCUGUUCCUUCCCCUUCCCGGCGUGCCACCUCUCUGCAAUUCAACCUUACUGGAAUAAUAUUCCAUCCUUUGUCUCCCAUUUAUCCUCUCCAGAGUUCCUCUCGACGCCCGACGACCAACUCCUGA
This is a messenger RNA of Sparassis crispa, 459 nucleotides long. RefSeq lists its product as hypothetical. The record is from RefSeq and is a predicted model, not a curated record. Bases 1 to 459 code for a protein of 152 amino acids. The transcript has a single exon. NCBI's taxonomy places the organism in Eukaryota, Fungi, Basidiomycota, Agaricomycetes, Polyporales, Sparassidaceae.